Molecule: messenger RNA, 852 nt
Organism: Rotaria socialis
Lineage: Eukaryota; Metazoa; Rotifera; Eurotatoria; Philodinida; Philodinidae
Source: the annotation of a GenBank genome assembly
AUGUCAUCUAUACAAAAUAAGAAAUGUGGUAAAUGUGAAAAAACUGUUUAUCCAACUGAAGAAAUCAAAUGUCUAGACAAAUUUUGGCAUAAAGGAUGCUUGAAGUGUACAGUAUGUGGAAUGACCCUUAAUGUCAAAAAUGUCAAAGGUUACGAAAAAAUGCCUUAUUGUCAUGUACAUUAUCCGCAACCAAAACCAACAGUUGUUGUUGACAAUCCAGAAAUGCAACGUAUUCGAUUAUUAACAGAUAUUCAAAGCAACGCGAAAUAUCAUGAAGAUUUCAAUAAAAGUAAAGGAAAAUUCACAGUAGUAGCUGAUGAUCCAGCUUUAACGCUAGCCAAAGAACAUCAACGUAUUGCUAGUCAUGCUGAAUAUACUGGUAAACGAAAGGAUAGUUCAUCACAAAUACUUUCUCAUGAUAAUAACCAAUAUAAUAAUGGUUCUAAUCGAGGAUAUACAUUAUCGGAACCAAGAGUAGGUCGUGUUGCGGACUAUGAUCCUUUAAAUGAUAAUCGUGGUUCAUUAUCACGUGGCUAUGAGCCAACAUCAAAAGCUAUGCAAACGACUAAAUUUGAGAUAAAUCCAUUGCAUAGGCACAAAUCUGACAAGAAUGAAAAUGGAAAUAAUAUUCAUCAUGUUUCAGUAGACUCACAUGAUGAUGAACAAGCAACAUUAAUGAAAGUUCGUGCACUUUAUUCUUACACAUCUGCUGAGUCUGAUGAAAUCAGUUUUACUGAAGGUGAUACAAUUAUUGAUUGUGAACAUAUUGAUGCUGGUUGGAUGUUGGGACGUCAUCCAGUGACAGGCAAACAAGGUUUACUUCCAUCAAAUUAUGUUGAAAUAAUUGGUUGA